Messenger RNA from Microcebus murinus (gray mouse lemur), 1085 nucleotides. RefSeq names its product glycoprotein Ib platelet subunit beta (gene GP1BB). Lineage: Eukaryota; Metazoa; Chordata; Mammalia; Primates; Cheirogaleidae. The record is from RefSeq and is a predicted model, not a curated record.
GCAGCGCCUGUCCACGCGGCCUCGGGGUUAUUUCUGGCGGGGAUGCAGCACUGUGGUCUGGGCGGCGUGCGCGGGGCCUGGCAGGGGCGGGCGGCCUUAUCGCCUGGCUCUCCCGCUACCUCCCCCGCUCCAGAGCCAGGCGUGCCACCAUCCUCUCGCCAUGGGCUCCGGGCUGCACGGGGCGCUGAGCUUACUGCUCCUGCUGCUGGCGCCGCCUGGCCGCCUGGCCACGGGCUGCCCCGCGCCCUGUAGCUGCGCAGGGACGAUCGUGGACUGCGGGCGGCGCGGGUUGACGUGGGCCACGCUGCCGGCCGCCUUCCCUCCGGGCACCACCGAACUGGUGCUGACGGGCAACAACCUGACGGCGCUACCGCCGGGGCUGCUGGACUCGCUGCCCGCGUUGCGCGCCGUGCACCUGAGCGGCAACCCCUGGCGCUGCGACUGCCACCUGGUGCCGCUGCGCGCCUGGCUGGCCGGCCGCCCCGAGCGCGCGCCCUAUCACGACCUGCGCUGCGCCGAGCCCUCUGCGCUGCGCGGCCGCCUGCUGCCCUACCUGGCAGAGGACGAGCUGCGCACCGCCUGUGCGCCGGGUCCGCUGUGCUGGGGGGCGCUGGCGGCGCAGUGCGCGCUCCUCGGGCUCGGGCUGCUGCACGCGCUGCUGCUGGCGCUGCUGCUGUGCCGCCUGCGGAGGCUGCGCGCCCGCGCCCGCGCCCGCGCCACCUGCCGGCUGUCGCUGACUGCCCCGCUGGUGGCGGAGCGCGUGGGAGCCCGCGCGUCCUGAGAGGAGCGAACCGGCGCCGAACGACUCAGGCCCGCAGACUCGGCGGGACCCUGCCGGAGAAGCCCUCGCCCCAGCCUGGACCCGCCUCGGCCUCUGCUGCCGCCCACUCUUCUAGACCCGCUCGGGCCUGCGGGACCGGAUCCACGUCGGAUGGAACUGCCGCCUGCGUCCUCGCAGGACAGGCACCCGCGCCCUGCAGGCUUAGGAGGUGCAGGGGGGCAGGUGCAGCUCCCCCCUGCCGGAUGCCCCUCCCAAACUCCAGUGCUGAAUAAACCAUCCCCUACUGACGUGGUCACGCUCUGCA